AAUUUAAAAAUAUAUAACUAAAUACCAUGUCGACAACAUGACGGAUUCAGAUGAUGAUUUAACACUUCUAUUGGAUAAUGCCACAACAAAAGCCGAUACUUCCGAUAGCACGGCACCCCACAAGAACAACAAUAAUAGUAACAACAAAAAGAAAAAACGCACUAAACUGUGCGAGGACAUUAAUCGCAAUGUGGUGCAGGAGCGACGUGUGUCCUUUAGUAGGACCAACCCCUUUAAAAUGCGUUAUUUGUGGAAACGUAAACCCCUCAUCUACCUGAUAGCAAUAUUUUUGUUAAUAUUUUUAGUUAAUUUAACCAUAAAUCGUGAUGUCGAUGGCGGCGAAGAUGACAGUUUAUAUUUUAUAAGCAAUUUACACUCGCAUGUACCGGGCAUGAAAGGUUAUUUAGUUUGGAGUGAAUAUUGCAAAAUGCCCAAUCUAGAUCCCUACUUGCCGGAGGUUAUGAAAAAUUUUCGUCGCGAAAAAUAUAAACCCUGCAAGCUGGUGCCACCUUUGACUCGUGUGGAAUUCAGCAAGGCAACGAAACGUUAUACACUUUCUGUGGAUCAGGAAGUGGUAGCGGCGUAUAGUAAAACGGGCAAACUGGAUUGCUGCUAUCAGUCGAUAGUGCGCAAUGGCACGGCAGAGAAAGUCGACAGAGAUGUUAGCCUUUCCGAGUGCAUGAGUUUUAUUGAUAAAACAUCUUUAGCUCCUACAAUUGAGAAUAUAUUGGUUCGCUGUCGUGCCAAUAAUCGCCAGGUGUACAUCAAUGGUUAUCCUUUAAUGCCAGAGCGUACAGAAAUCCGUCAACGUUUGGACACAUGGAAGAAAUAUGAUGCUAAAUUGAAGCGGAAAGAGAAAGCGCCCAGUGUCUUAAUGCUGGGCAUAGACAGUAUAUCGAGAGUGAAUCUGGUGAGAGCCAUGCCAAAAACAGCCCAGUAUUUGUAUGAUAAUGAGUGGUUUGAAAUGAGUGGAUUUAAUAAGAUUGACGACAAUACAUUCCCCAAUUUAAUGGCCGUCCUAACAGGUAUGAACCGCACCGCUGUAAUGGAUAAAUGUUCACCCUACAAACUAAAUGCUUUGGAUAAUUGUGAAUUUAUAUGGAAAACAUUUCGUGAUCAUGGCUAUGUAACAGCCUAUGCCGAAGAUGAGGCCAGCAUUAAUACGUUUAAUUAUUUAAAAGUGGGCUUUACACAACCACCCGUCGAUUAUUAUUUAAGACCCUUCCUACUGGGGGCCGAGAAACAUUUGGAGACAAAAUUGAAAUCCAGCUUAAUCGAUUGUUUGGGCUAUAAACAUUCGGCCGAUUUUGUUUUUGACUAUGCUGUCGAAUUGGCCAAGAGAUAUAAAAAUGAUGCCUAUUUCGGUUUGUUUUGGGCCAAUACAUUUAGUCACAACGACAUCAGCGAUUGUUCGGCCAUGGAUGAGCAUGUAAUGGAGUAUUUAAAGAAGUUCAAACAGAUGGGUACAUUGGAGAAUACUAUAGUGGUGUUUUUUAGUGAUCAUGGCAUGCGUUUUGGACCCAUACGGAAAACCUAUUCGGGUCAUUUGGAGGAAAGAUUACCGUUUGUGUUCUUAUGGUUGCCGCCCAAUCUUAAGCAGAAUUAUCCCAGUUUUGUUAAUGCCUUAAAUGUUAAUAAGAAUCGUUUAACGAAUCCCUAUGACACGCACAUGACUUUGAAACAUAUUUUGCGAUUAACGGGCAGGGUAAAAAAUGACAGCCUUUUAAGCAAUGCCGAUGCCUGUCCCAAAUGCCAGUCUUUAUUGGAGCCAGUACCACAAAACCGUUCCUGCCUAGAUGCUGCCAUAGAGCCGCAUUGGUGCACUUGUUUGUUGUACGAAAGUAUUUACAAGAAUUCCAAAACUGUUGUCAAUUUGACACAUCUGCUCAUUGAUUAUAUCAAUGAUUAUGUUGCCAACUUUCACAAUCGAUCACUGGCCAAACUGUGUGUUCCCUUGUCUUACGACAGUGUGGAGAGCGCCUAUCGCACCACCCAGCUGCAACUGAAUGAUGAUGGUAAAAGUACUACCACCAUUAAUAUUUAUCGCGUCACUUUCUAUACAAAACCCAAUAAGGGUCUUUUUGAGGCCACCGCCAUUUAUGAUCCAUUGGAGAAUUAUCUUAAAGUUACGGGCGAAAUAAGCCGUCUUAAUACCUAUAGCUCAGAUUCGGAUUGUGUUUCCGAUGGUGGAGCUAAAAAGUAUUGUUCGUGUCGUAAGAAAAUUUUCUAGCAUAAAUCACCGGUCGUACAUAAAGUAGUUGUAAAAUUAGCUAAUACCUCCUCCUCCUCAUCGCACAGACUGAGCACAAAAACUCGUUUAGGCAGUUUUCGUCCCAAAACAAUAUUGAGAACUUAAGUUUUCAAGGAUUUCUUCAAUGGAAAACUUUUGUUUGCUACUUCUGUAGUGCCUUUGGAAGUGUAAAACGCUGAGGUCAAGACAACAUAUUGUAUAUUUAAAAGGAGUAAUAGUUUCGUUUUAGAAAGAAAAAAAAACUGAUUUACAAACCCAUUAAAAUCUACGAGUCUCUCUAUAUAGUGAAGUUUUAAAUUAAGAUUUUUCUGAUUUUAAGUAUGUAUUAAAAUUUAAAUUGUAAAAACCUGCUGGCCUAGGGUUUUUCAAACAACCAGAAGAAAUAUUAUUAUAUUUGUAUUAUAUAUGUAUGAUUUAGGAGAAUUUUUCAACUGGCAAUUGUCGGCAUUAUAUUAAUAAUUUUAUUUCGAAUAAGAAAAUUAAUCUCAAAAUUACGCCCUUGGCAUAAAACUUGUAAAA
Calliphora vicina (urban bluebottle blowfly) is the source of this 2770-nucleotide messenger RNA. RefSeq lists its product as uncharacterized. The transcript has 4 exons. The record is from RefSeq and is a predicted model, not a curated record. Lineage: Eukaryota; Metazoa; Arthropoda; Insecta; Diptera; Calliphoridae. Bases 38 to 2230 code for a protein of 730 amino acids.